AUGGCCAAACUUAAGUUCGCCAUCCUAGAUGACUAUCAGGGCAUUGCACCCCCCUACUUUGCCCAUCUAGCCUCGCGUGUCGACGUCGUCAGUUUCCCCGAAACCCUCGACCCGCGCAUCCCCGCACAACACGAUGAGCUCAUCCGGCGCCUCGAGCCUUUUGACGGCGUGUUGGCCAUGCGUGAGCGCACGCCCUUCGCUGCCCAGACCAUCGCCGCGCUGCCGAACUUGAAGCUGCUGCUGACCACGGGCACGCGCAACCUGUCCCUCGACCUGCAAGCAUGCACCGAUCGAAACAUUUCCGUGGCCGGCACGGCAGGCAGGCCCCCGGGUGUUAAUUCAACGGUGCAACACACGUGGGCAUUGAUCCUAGCCCUUGCCCGACAUGUGGCGCGCGAUGAUGCCGCCGUCAAACAAGGGGCAUGGCAAGGAUCGCUGGGCAUGAAUCUGUCCAAUAAGACCCUGGCGCUGCUGGGUCUCGGGAAGCUGGGAUCGCAGGUGGGCAAGAUUGCCGUGCAGGCCUUUGGCAUGAACGUCAUCGCCUGGUCCGCGAACUUGACCCAGGCCAAAGCGGACGAACAGGCUGCGGCACAAGGUCUCCCGGCGGGCAGCUUCGAGGUGGUCGCGUCCAAGAGCGACUUCUUUUCCCGCGCCGACGUUGUCAGUGUUCAUUACGUCCUCAGUGAGCGCUCCCGUGGGAUUGUCGGCAAGGCUGAACUCGCGACCAUGCGCCCGACGGCCCUGAUUCUGAACACGUCUCGCGGGCCGUUGAUUGACGAGUCCGCUCUUCUGGACGCUCUCAACGCUGGUCAAAUCCAGGGCGCCGCUUUGGAUGUGUUUGAUCCGGAGCCACUACCUGCCAACAGUCCGUGGCGGACCACCGCGUGGGGCAAGGACGGGCGCAGCGAGGUGUUGCUCUCACCGCACAUGGGCUACGGAGAAGAGGAUCUGAUGCGCGGGUGGUAUCGGGAAGUGGCCGAGAACCUCGAGCGAUGGCUGGACGGGAAGCCCUUGCAUCUGCCGAUGAAUGAAUUAGGGAAAUUGUAG
Messenger RNA from Penicillium lagena, 1047 nucleotides. Its product is annotated as D-2-hydroxyacid dehydrogenase family protein. The transcript is spliced from 2 exons. The record is from RefSeq and is a predicted model, not a curated record. Gene Ontology annotation, molecular function: NAD binding; oxidoreductase activity, acting on the CH-OH group of donors, NAD or NADP as acceptor. Lineage: Eukaryota; Fungi; Ascomycota; Eurotiomycetes; Eurotiales; Aspergillaceae. Bases 1 to 1047 code for a protein of 348 amino acids.